AUGAAUUUAACAACACCAUCGGGUUGUAUCAAAAUCGAUGUCAACAAAACGUAUUGUACAAUAGGAAUUAUUUUUAAACAUUAUGGUAAAGGAUACAUAAAUAUUGCAUCAGAAAUAUACCAUCCAGCAUAUGGAUACAAUGAAGAUUUUGUUCUACUUGGCUUAACAAUAAAAGCAGUGGGUCAUAUGAAUAUGGUUUUACUUAUUCAUUGUUUAACAGACGACUGUAAUGAGCUAAAACUUAGUAAACUUCAAUUAUUAUUGAAUUCAACUACAAUAGAACAUAAUACAGACAUAAUUUUACCAUUAUUAUACAUGUCAACGCCUGAGAUUCCAUUAACAUGUUCAAGAUAUACAAAUUUUACAAAUCCUAAUGCAUGCUGUUCACAAAAACAAUCUUGCAUUUUAUGUGUCGCAUGUUUCACAUCUAUUAAUGGAAUAACAAAUUCUAUGUGUUCCGACUAUUUCAACAAUGCUGAAAUGAUUUCUAAUCUUCUUGAUGAACGAGCAUAUAUAUUAAAAACAAGAAAAACAAGUAAUCAUAAUUUUGUAGUACACUGUAACAUUCGAAAAUGUAAUAGAAUAGCCUUUGCUAUGUAUCCUGAAAGCUUCGCAUAA
Rotaria sp. Silwood1 is the source of this 618-nucleotide messenger RNA. The record is from the annotation of a GenBank genome assembly. Lineage: Eukaryota; Metazoa; Rotifera; Eurotatoria; Philodinida; Philodinidae.